This is a messenger RNA of Penicillium bovifimosum, 807 nucleotides long. RefSeq lists its product as uncharacterized. Bases 1 to 807 code for a protein of 268 amino acids. Gene Ontology annotation, cellular component: Ino80 complex. Gene Ontology annotation, biological process: chromatin remodeling. The record is from RefSeq and is a predicted model, not a curated record. Lineage: Eukaryota; Fungi; Ascomycota; Eurotiomycetes; Eurotiales; Aspergillaceae. The transcript is spliced from 2 exons.
AUGCCUGCCGGUACGCCAAAUGGUCGCUCCCGCGCUGGAGGAGCUAAGACUUCACCCAACUCCUUGAAGAUAGUCCUGAAACUAUCUUCAAGCGCCCUUCGCCAAUUCGCCGAUAGCCCCAAGUCCAAGUCCAGUCAAAUUAAUACCCCGGACAGUAAGGGCGACGACCACUCCUCUCCAGCUUCAUCCACCGAACUCCCUCCUGUCCGCCCAUCCUCUGCCGACAACAACUCCGAUGCCGACGCCAUAUCAACACCCGCCACAGGGGCGACUUCAGCAGACACAUCGAAUCGGAAGGGCGUUCCGGGUCCCAAGCCAGGCAACAAAAGAUCAAAAGAUCAAAUCGACUCUACCGCAAAGUCGCGCGGACGACCUGGCCCUAAGAAGAAACCCAAACUUGAGGACGGAGAAGCCGCGAAAAACACAGCAGCCACCCGCCUGGGACCGAAAGCCAAUACCGGAGCUAUCAACGCCGGUUUGCGUGCGCUAGAUCGCUCGGGAGCUGCGUGUCGCAGGUGGCAGCGCAAACCUCUCCAGCUGCGCAGCUUUACGGGCGUAACAUGGCAACUACCUUCCUGGCGCACACCUGGUAUCGCCAAGUCAGACAGUUCGGGCGAGAUCCAGGCUGCUGCGCUGGCAAGCGGCGACAGCGACACAAAGGCUGCGCUUCAUGUCCCCGGCACCGAUACGGCCAAUGGUAGCAGUGCUGUACCAAGUGAGAAAAGCAAUUCCGGGGAUGGCGAUGUUACCCCUGCUCCGUCUCAUCUAGUCGAGCCCUCGUCGCCGGCUAUCGCUAUGGCGGCUUAA